Penaeus indicus is the source of this 3077-nucleotide messenger RNA. RefSeq names its product sodium- and chloride-dependent glycine transporter 2-like. Gene Ontology annotation, biological process: sodium ion transmembrane transport. The transcript has 13 exons. The record is from RefSeq and is a predicted model, not a curated record. Gene Ontology annotation, cellular component: plasma membrane. NCBI's taxonomy places the organism in Eukaryota, Metazoa, Arthropoda, Malacostraca, Decapoda, Penaeidae. The coding region runs from base 200 to 2194 and encodes 664 amino acids.
GAUAAUUUCAGCUGAUUCAUCUGGGCGACGGCAGAAAAGCGGACAGGUAGUUUGGUGCUGGAAAGCCACGCUCUUACAUCCAGUGUCCGUCCAGCAGUGGUUGGGGAAGGAGCUAAGGGAAAUAUUCAAAAACGAAGGAAACGGUGAGAACGAGCAGUUGGCGGACAACGGGCAUCACUAGAGAAAGGAAAAUUUCACCAUGGGGAAGGAGGACAAGAAGGACGUUGGCUCGACGGAGGCCCUGGACGCCGAGGAGGAGCGCGGGACGUGGGGGAACCAGUGCGAGUUCUUCCUGUCGUGCCUGGGCUACGCCGUCGGCUUCGGCAACGUGUGGAGGUUCCCUUACCUCUGCUACAAGAACGGCGGCGCCGCUUUCCUGAUUCCGUACGUGAUCAUGUUGCUGUGCGCCGGCCUCCCUCUGUUCUUCAUGGAGCUCGCCCUCGGACAGUACGUCAGUCUGGGCCCCAACAUCCUCUUCCCGAAGCUGGCUCCCAUUUUCUCGGGUCUCGGAUGGGGAAUGAUUGUGGUUUCGGCGCUCGUGGCCAUCUACUACAACCUCAUCCUCGCGUGGACUCUGUUCUACACCUUCGCCUCCUUCACCAGCGUCCUGCCCUGGGGACACUGCGACAACGCCUUCAACUCCAUCGAGUGCUUCACUGAGGACGCCGCCGCCAGCUGCCGCAACCAGUCCCUCUUCUACUACAACAAGACCUGCAUCGACAUCAGCAGCUACUGCGGUGUGGGCAACCUUACCAUGCACAACGAAACCUACUGCGAAAACCCGGUCACCGGCGACAUCAAGAAGGCCGAGGGCGCCGUGCCCAGGAUCUCCGCCAGCGAGGAUUAUUUCAAGAACCGCAUGUUGGGUGUGACGGACGCCACUUGGGAAAACAUGGGCGGCAUGCGCUGGGAGCUGGUGGGCUGCCUGGCGCUGGCGUGGGUGAUCGUGGGCGCGUGUCUGGCCAAGGGCGUGAAGAGCUCGGGGAAGGUCGUCUACUUCACCGCCCUCUUCCCCUACGUCGUGUUGGUCAUCCUCUUCAUCAGGGGCGUGACUCUCGAGGGCGCCUACAAGGGCGUGGAGUUCUACCUGCUGCGCCCCGACAUCUCCCGCCUGGGCGCCAUUGAGGUGUGGAACGACGCCGCCACGCAGAUCUUCUACUCGCUCGGGUCGUCCUUCGGAGGCCUCAUCACCCUCGCCUCCUACAACAAGUUCAAGAAUAACUGCAUGAGAGAUGCCAUCAUCAUCGCCUUCGCCAACUGCUCGACGUCCGUGUUCGCCGGCUUCGUCAUCUUCAGCAUCCUGGGCUUCCUGGCGACGGAGCUGGGCGUGGAGGUGCAGGACGUCGUGUCUUCGGGCUCCGGCCUGGCCUUCGUCGUGUACCCGGCCGCCGUGACGCGCAUGCCCGUGCCUCCCCUCUGGGCCAUCCUCUUCUUCGCCAUGUUGAUCACGCUCGGACUCGACUCGCAGUUCACGAUGGUGGAGACGCUGAGCACCGCCCUCUUCGAUCAGUUCGAGUCCCUGCGGUCGAGGAAGCCCCUGGUGGUGGGCAGCGUGUGCCUCGGCCUGUUCCUGGCGGGGCUGACGAUGUGCCUCGAGGGCGGCAUUUACAUGUUCGAGCUGUUCAACUGGUACUCGGCCGGCCUGUCCGUCAUCAUCCUGGCCAUUACGGAGAUCGUGGUGGUGCAGUACAUCUACGGUUUCAAAAACUUCAUGAGAAACAUUCGUGAAGAAAUGGGCAUAUACAUCCCUUUGCCACUUUACGGAUACUGGGCGGCAACUUGGCUCUUUGUCACACCUGUGUCUCUUCUGAUCAUCUUCAUCUUGUCGAUCUACUUCUUCGUGCCGGCCUACUGGGGCGACUACACGUACCCAGGCCACAUCCAGACCCUCGGCUGGUUCAUCUGCGUGUGCUCCAUCGUGUUCAUUCCUCUGGGCGCCAUCUACGCCGUGUGGAAGGGCGACAAGAGGGGCAUGGAUCUGGUCAGGGCGUCGCCCGACUUCUGCCCGCACCACAUUCGCCAGAUGAGGGAGGCGAAGGGCGCCGCCAACAAGGGACAUCCCGAGGGCGUCUUCAGGUACACCUACGACAACGAGGGAUACCAGGAAGGGGCGGCAAAGAUCUACCCAACAGUGCCAGCAGAGGACGUGCCUCCCCCUUACUCCAACGGCAGCGGAUACUCCAAUCACAUGUAAAAGAAAACGUAUUUCUGAAGAGGGUAUACUUGUGAAAAUUUUAUCAUGGACCACGAUGUCUUGUUCCCUUUAAGGGUAAACUAUUUUUUAGAUAUGGAAUCCGUUUUAUAUACCCCCAGGAUUGUACUUUUACAUAUCAAAUAUAGUAAGCCAGUAUAUUUUUUCAAGUAAUAGUGUCGACAUACAUGGAAAGUUAAGUAUGUUCAUUGAAAGGAUUUUGGAAUGUUUGUAUGAUAUUGCACGCAUGUGAUUUUAAUAUGAUAAUUUUCGUAAGUAAAAUUCGGACUGAAUGUUAUGACUCUCAGGGCACUUAUGUGUGUUUUUCUGUAGGAUUUUUAGCUUCGUCUGACAGUGUGAUAUUGCAACGUCGUAUUUAUGCACAUUCUUAAGAAUAUUCAGAAAAUAUAUAUGCAUUCCAUAUAUAUAUAUAUAUUUUAAUACUGAAUUUGAAAUGAACUUAGUAAGCUGUAACUAUUUCUUCCUCUCGUACACUAUGCAGAAGACUUAGAUAUAUAGAUAUAUUAUGUGUAUUAGUGUAUGGAAGUGAUCUGUGUACAUUUAGAAUGCGCGCGCGUGUGUGUGUGUGUGAAAUACAUGUAUGUGUGAGAAAGAAUUUUAUCAAUACGCGUUGUUUGUAUAGCAAAUAAGUAUAUUUUUAGAUUGCAUUAUAUAACUAUGCAAUGUUAAGUGUCCCUUUAAAUGCCGUCCAGUGACUUCUUGUAUAGAUCCUUUUAGGUAUAUAUAUUUUUGACUGCCAAACCUGAUCUCGGACUGUAUAAUACUAAAUAGAUUACAUAAAAAAUAUAAGAAACAGGUGUUUGGCGUCACGGAUUUUUAUUUGUAUAAAAUGUAUAAGUAGCUGAAUAAAUGCAACUACUUGAAA